UUUUGCUCUUGAUUUUCAUGCAGAUUACUAGUAAUACAAUUGCAUUAUUCACACUUAGAGUACCAUCCCAUCACCUGGCAGCAAAUAUAACAAUAUGGCGUCGAACGCUAGUGUUUAGUUUUACAAUAGUAUUGCGUGCUGCAUGAUAUGAAGAGUAGAAUCCAGACAUAAUCAGUGUACAUAUCAGCCAUGGAUGACCGUUUGAAGUGGCUGGAGACGAGGAUUAGCUCCUCUCUCAGACCACGAAAUGAGGAGCUCAAAAACAUGUUCCUCAACGAUGAAAACAGGCUGGCAUUUUAUGAGUUCAUCAACAAUGAGGAUGUACGAAGAAUGUUUGUCUACAUAAGACCUCCCAAACAGUUAAUAGCAUCCCUUCAGCCGCCACAUGAUUUAAAAUACAAGUCUAUAUUCUUCCUAAAGUCAAACACUGGAACAAAGAUUACAAAGGACAACAUAAUGGAUGAGGUGUUCUACAUUGACUGCACUAAUGUGCCCCUAGAGCACCUGGAGCUGGUGGUACGGGAGGUGUACCUGCCCCUGAUGUGCACCAACCAGUCAGUGAUGAGCAGCACGGGGGGUGACAAGGUGUUGGACGUGCUGCACCGCCUCAUGUCCUCUGUGGAGAUCACACAGGGUCAUGUAGAGGGAAGGAUCAUUCUUAGUUUGCCGUCCAUUGAGGUGUUGGCGGAGGCAGCUGCUGCCCCAAACAGGCGGGGAGCUGUGCUUCAUGUGCUUGAAACAACUGUGCUUGGAUGGAUCAAGCAGAUUAAGGGUGUGUUGCGUCACGACCCGAUCCAGGACCUGUUCCAACACUUCGGCCCGGAGCCAGGACCGCUGGACGAGAUUCGUAUGUGGGAGCGUCAGCUGGGCAGGCUACACUCCAUCCUGCGCCAGUUGGAGUCUGCAGUGGCUAAGGACAUCUUGAACAACCUGGAGCAGGCGCAGAGCCAGUAUGCGCACUCCUUCAGUCAUGUGAGGAAGGACGUGAAUAAGGCUGUGCGUGAGACCAACAGAAUUCUCAGUUUCUUGAGCACAAUGCGCUGGCUGCUCAAUGAACUGCACUCUGCAGUAGAGCCCCUUGAGAUGCUGCGACUGUUCAAACCACUCAUGCAGGUGCUCUUCCUCGUCUGGUCCAACUCAACGUACUACCACCAGAUGGACAAGUUCCAGAAUAUUCUACGCCUCCUCUCUAAUGAGGUGGUCCACAGAGCCAUUGCCCUGGUCGGAGAGGACAUUCUCAGGGAACCUUUGGAGUCCUAUUCCAAGCUGAAGGAGGCACUGCGUGUGUGUGCUGGUUUCCGUGGCACCUACCUGGACUUCAAGGACAAGGCUGAUGACCAAAACGCCAGAAAUAUUGCAGAGAAUGCAGAGAGACUGGCAUCGCGACCUCAAGCUGGCACCAUAUUUUUAACAAAGAUGUACGGCCCCCAUUCAUUCACUCCGCGUUACGGACUGAGACACAGUGACAAGGACUCCAGCAAUGGCUCCUUAAAUGAAGAUGAGUUGUGGACUGACAGUCCAUGGCCACCUAGGAACGCACCAUGUUUUGAUUUGCUCAAUGCAUUCAUGGAGAGGUGCAAUGACGUCCUGGAGCUGGUUGAGACCACACGCCACUUCCGCCUUCUGGCAGGCGCCGCAGAGAUAGGGGGCGCUGGCAACAUGAGUCUUGACGCACUGGUCAAGGAGAUACAUGAGAAGUACACACAGUCCAUGGCAGACUUCUUUGCUGUUGUCAACAACGUGCUCAGCAUUGAUGGCUCACAGAACUUUGAGAGGGCAUUCUUCCAGUUUAGGACAAUUGUCAAGUCCCUAGAGAAGCGUCUUGCUGAGAUACUGCGCCUUGCCUACAACCAGUGCCCUACAGUAGAGGCACAGUUGAGGCUGCUAGAGGUGUUUGAAGGGGUCAGUGGCAGAGAACUUGUGCAGACUCACCUAGAGGACAAGGACCGUGCUCUCGUGCUGGCGUUCAAUGGGGAGCUGAAUGACGUCCGUCAGAUGUACGCCACAGGUCAUCUGGACCCUCCCCCUCAUGCCAACAUGCCCCCCAUAGUCUCCAAACUCAUGUGGAUACAUGCUCUCAAAGAGAGGAUCUCACGUCCCAUGGAGAAGAUGAAGCGUGUGAGCCCGCACUCCUUGGACGGGGACGCAGGCUGGCAGAUGAAGACCAACUACCAGGAGGUGUACAAGGAGCUGGAGGAGUAUGAGGGCAUAGUCACCCAGGAGUGGCAGAGGAACAUCACAGAGGAGCUCACCCUCAGGCUCAAACAGCCAUUAUUGAUAGCUGAGGAGUAUGAUGAGGAUAUUGAGGUGCGACCUCAGGUGGUGCACGUGAACCUUGACCCACAGCUACUGCUGCUGCUCAAGGAGACUCACUAUCUGAGACAGGAGCCUUUCAGCAUCAAACUGCCGGAGUCAGCAAAAGAGCUGCUGAGGAACAGUAACCCGUUUGAGUUGCGUGUAACCGCCACUCGCCUGGAGACCAUCGUCUCCAAGUACAACACAAUCAUGAGGACUAUGACACAGUUUGAAAAACCACUGUUUGAGAGGAAGCUCUCCAAAAUUGACAUUUUGUUUGAGCAAGGCCUCCAGGAGUUCACAUGGAAGAUGAAGGAGUCAGCAGACUUCAUUGAGCAGGCGAUGGCCCUCGUCUGUGUGGAUGUACACCAGAACCUGGACAUUGUGCAGACCAACUCUCACGAGAUUGCUGAGAUCACUAUCUCCUGGUCCAAGGGCACCCUGGAUGUGUUCUCAGGGAGAGACGCGGGCAUGUCCUACUCCAUGGAGGAACUGCUUGGCAUGCAGGCGCGGCUGACAGAUGAGCAUGAGAGCCAUGUGGUGCCGUCAGGUAACAAGAUCCAUGCGCUGGUGCUGAACUCGUUUGAGGCGGUGCAGAUCUCCCAGGCCUCGCCUGCCUGGCAGGACUUCAUUGAUUACAUUGAUGCCAUCGUCCUUGAUGGACUCAAGCAGGCUACCCUGACCAGCCUCAAGACCAUGCUCAAUAACCUCGUACAGGCCAACAUGGCGGAGGAUGACGACUCCCUAAUUCCGAUAUUGACAAUUCGACUGGAGCUGAUUGACCACCGUGUAGCAUUCCGACCCCCGCUUGACCAGACAACGUCCGUGAUCAGUGUACAGGAGCUAGUGUUGCAGUGGCUGGAUGGAUUCCUGGCAAGGGGAAGACUUGUCAAAAUGCUGGGACCAAAGGGUACCUACCAGGACUACAUCUCUGCAGAUGAGGAGGUGAAACAGCUACUUAUAGACAUCAACAAACUGGUGGAGGAAAACAGUGAGGAAUGCAAGAAGCUGCUAGAGAUCUUCAGUGACUAUGCAUUCCUGUGGCUACAAGACGUGAACAUCACAUUUGAGGAGUUCCUGCGGGGCAACCUGACCCCUAACCCCCUGCGCAGUCCCAACAGGGCACUGGCUGGUAGCAUACGCCAGCAGAUGGCUGAGAGGUCUCGCUCAGCAUCAAGAGCCUCCACUGCCAGCAGUGUGAGGUCGGCAGCAGCCAUGGGUACCGCUGAGCGGACGUUCCUCACCCCUAAACAUGCGCAGGCUAACAUGCCCUCCAAUGUACCAUCCCUGGAUGAGUUUGAUGCUGAGAUUGAGAUAUAUAGGACUGCGCGAGAUGAGAUUCAGAGCCUGGAGGACUUCCACAACGUGGGCUGGCUGCGUGUCGACCUGCAGCCCAUCAAGCAGGUCCUCACAACGUAUGCCGCCAAGUGGAUGUGGACAUUCACCAAGUACCUCUCCGACCAGGUGACCCACAUGUUGGAGAGACUGGAUGACUUCUUGAAGCGUAUUGAGCCGGAGAUAGAGAGCAUCACGGGAGAGGAGAGGGACACUGCCUCCUUCAUGAAGAUGAUGAGGCUCUUCAAUGAGGUCUCAGCCCAGCAGUCCGAGAUGGAUGGGAAGUUUGCAGCAAUGCACCGCACGGUGCUACUGUUGAAGAAGUACGGACAAAAGCUGCCAGACAAGACCCAGCAGCUGUUCAAUGCUGCCCCAAGCCGUUGGAAUAACCUGAAGACCAAGGUGUCCCUGGCCAAACAGAGGCUUGGACCCAGGAUCCAGGAGGAGUCGGUCAGAAUUACACAGGAUCUGGAGGCGUUUGGUCGCCGUGUGAUUGCCAUCAGCAAAGAGCUAGAGAAUUCAGAGGUGUACAACCGCGAGUGCCUCAUUGAUGACGCCUGGAACAAGAUAGACAGCUUCUCUAAGCGGCUCACCGUACUGGAGAAUGAGGCUCAGGACCUGAUUGAGCUACAAGAAUUGUUAGAGGCUUCAGUGGUGGACUUUAAUACACUGCCAACAUGCAGACAUGAAUUGAACAAUCUGAAGCAAGUGUGGGAAACUGUCAGAGUGAUUGACGACCAGCAGGAUGAGUGGAAGCGCAAUCGCUGGCAGAAGAUGAACACCAAGUUCCUGCGUGAGGAGACCAACAAGCAGCUGGAGAUCGUACGUGGCCUGCCAGAGGAUGUGUUCACCUGGGACAUCUACAUGGGCCUGCAUGAGAGCAUCACCAACAUACAGGCUUGUCUGCCCCUGAUUGACGACCUCAGUAACCCUGCCAUGAGAACGCGCCACUGGAAGCAGCUUGUGAGGGUCACGGGAGAGGUCGUGCAGAUAGACAAUGACACGCUGAAGAGAAUGACCCUUGGGGAACUGCUCAGUCUGGGCCUUCAACAGCAUGUGGAUGAUGUGCGUGCCAUAGUGCAGCGCGCUGUGAAGGACCUGUCUAUAGAGCAGUCCCUGAAGAACUAUGAGGAGGUCUGGCUUAGCAAGGUGUUUAAGUUCCAGGUCCACAUCCGCAGCAAGAUUGAAAACUCUGGUGAUGUCACUGUACAUGACAAUCAGAGCGAGGUAUCCCAGAGUGAGGCUGAAGGUCAAGGUCACCGGGCUGCUCCAAGCAGGAGUCAGGCCCGCACAACCAGUCGGGUCUCAAACCAGAGCUCCCAUAGCAAGAACAAACGUAGCAGCAUGGCCUCUUUACCCGCCUCACUUCUUAACCUGGGAGAUACCAAAGCUUUACUGCAGGAAACUGGUCACCAUGUGCUUCUGGCCUACACAGAUCCCAUCUUUGAGGAGCUUGAAGGUCACCAGGUGACACUGCAGGCCUUGCAGGGCAACACCGCCGCAGGCAAUUUCGUAGAUGAAGUGGUUAAGUGGCAGAAACGACUGCAGACCAUUGAGGCAGUGCUGUCAACUUGGCUGGAAGUACAAGAGAAAUGGGUGGAGCUAGAGGAGGUGUACUCUAGUGCCGAUGUCAGAACUGCCUUGCCCCACGAUGCCAACCGGUUUGCGGUGGCCAACAGGGACUUCAAACUGCUGAUGAGGGCCACAGAGAAAAACCCAAAUGUCCUUCAGUGCUGCUCAAGGAAAAAUAUCUUGACGAUCCUUGAGCACAUGAACCACAGCCUGGAGCACUGCCGCAAGUCCCUGCUGAACCACCUGGAGCGCCGCAGGCAGAUCUUCCCAAGAUUCUACUUCCUGUCCAUGGAGGAUGUUCUACAUAUUGUCUGCAAUGGGUACGACCUGAGUCAGGUGAACAUGUACAUCAGCAAGCUGUUUGAGAACAUCGGCAGUCUGAUCUAUGAGGAAGCAGAGGAUUAUGAGCGCUGCAACUUCAUCAUCACCGGUGUCAACAGCGCCCUUGGGGAGAGACUGGACUUCCAACAGCCUGUGGCGUGUGAUGGUCAGAUUGAGACAUGGCUAACUAGUUUCCUUCAAGGCCUGAAGGGGGCACUGCAGUUUCAAAUGGCCACAGCGAUGGGCGUCGAGAAACCCACACAGAAAACUCGCACAAUUCGCAGUGCUGGGUCGAGGAAAGUCACUGUGCCUGUCCAGGAAUCCAAGUCUGCUACAAGAAGAGGUCGAAACAGCAGAACAGGCAGCCUUGGGGGAAGUUUAGCAGGCAGCCUGGACAGUAAGGGUCUCCCAAAGGCCAAGGAGCCCAGGGACACUAGCCGCCCCGCAUCUGUUGCCGAGCAACUGUUUGCCAAUGACCCUGAUGCUGACCCUCGUAGGUCGUGGACCCUAGAUCAUGUGACUGAGAUUGUGUACCUGGCAACGCAUGUACAGAUGUUGGAGCAGGUGGAGACAGCCCUGCAGGAGUUUGGACAGGGGAAAGAUGAGCCUUUGAGGGGUGUUCUCAAGAAGAUUAACGACAGUAUCAAGGCUACAACAAUCCUGCUGAAAGGUAUGGAGGGUGACAAGGAAAAGAAAGCCAAAAAGAAAAAGAAGAAAGAUGGGGAGUCUGACCUCCUGGAAGACACCAACUCCCUGGCGGGGGCGGGUACAGGCGUGAGAAGCAGUAAUGCCCCCUCCCUGGGCGCCUCUAGGAAGGACUCCAUGUUUGAUAUUGCUGGACUGGACACCACUCACUCACCCAUCCCAGAGGAGGGCGGGCCUGGCAAUGAAUCCCUCAUUGAGCCCACGACUAUGGAGCCAAUAGACACCAUGAAUCUGGCAGCCAUGUCGAUGCCUACCAUGAAGAAGGAGGGAGAGCUUGCUGCACUAGAGGUGGAAGCAGCGGCCGCCAAGUUGGAGGUCAGCGAGAUGAGGCUCAUGUUGUUCCCGAGCCAGAUCCACAAGCUGUCCUGCCUUCUGGCACUACUGGCCCACUUGAGAGACUAUGUGGAGAUGUUGCUGUCACUCGAGUCCCCUUCUCCCAUCACCAGCCUCGAGUGGAGAUCACACCUGCAGUAUCGCUUCAACAAGGAGACCAGGGCCGUAAAGAUAAAGUGCCUGGAUGUAGACAUGGAGUAUGGCUAUGAGUACCUGGGCUCCAGCUCAAGGGAGGUAAUCACACCACUCACUGAGCGCUCCUUUGUGGCUCUCAUGCAGGCUGUCAACUCAUACAUGGGAACACUAUGUGUUGGACCUAUUGACUGCGGUAAGUUUGAGUUGGUCCAAGAGCUAAGUCACAGUUUCGGACAUGCAAUGUACAAGUUCAACUGCACCAAGUCCAUAGACUACUGCGGACUGCAAGAUAUUUUCCGUGGCAUGGCCUCUACUGGAUGCUGGGUGACCUUCAACAACCUCAACUGCCUGGAUCCCUCAGUGCUCAGCGUGUUUGCUCAGCUCAUGACCACUGUCAUGGAGGCACUCAGGGCAGGAAAGGCUGCCGUACAUCUGCAGGCGGACGAUAUUCAGCUGAAUUCCUUGGGAGCCUGCUUCGCUCUGGUAGAUAGCUCUAUGCCCGUCAUGGCAACCAACCCUGACAAGCUGAUGAUAUUCCCGUCAGUGACUGCCACCCUGCCAGACUAUGUUAUCAGUCAGUUUAGGGUGGUGUCUGUAGCUAGACCAGACCUGAGAAUGUGCCUCGAAGUCAUGCUGUUUAGCCAAGGUUUUAUCAAUGGAACAGAACUUGCAGAGAAGACCAUGGUUCUGAAAGAGUUAUCCUGCAAACUGCUUGGAACCAACACCUUUAUUACUGAGAACCUUUCACUUGAAAAGGCUUGGACCGGGGUGGACAUAUCUGCUGGCUUCAAUGGGUGGAGCCUGAAGACCCUUAAAGGAGUCGUGGCAGAGGCAGGGGCCCACCUGGAACAGCUCAACUCUGAGAUGAGUGAGGAUGGGGACACAGACCAGACAAAUGAUGGUGAUGAUGAGGAGGAGGAUGAGGAGGAACAAGAAGUGGAGAAAAAUAAUUCAGAGCCAGCUGAAAAGAUCUUGGAAGGAGGCAAGACUCUGAUGUUGGAGGAGAAGUCCCUGGUGAUGGCCCUUAGGGACACGUUCUUGCCGAGGAUGGUAGGAAGGGACGCCAGUGUGUUCACCACGCUGGUCAUGGACGUGUGGCCCCAUGUCGAUAUUCCGAUGGUGUUCGGUGGCAACGAUGAUGGUAUGGACAAACUUCCUGAGAUCAACUCCAGGGUCAGCUCAAAGAGCUCGUCUCGCAUCAGGACAGCUAAGAGUCAGAGUUCCACAAAGUCGGUGAAAGACAUCAAUGAUCAGAACUUAUCUGACAAGAAACGCAAGAGCGUCUUACAUGACUCCAUCAACCUGAAUACGCCUGUUGUGAACAUGACCACCGCAGACAGGUUCACCUAUGUGGAUCCCAACCAGAAGCAGAUUCUUGAAGACAUUCAGGACGCCAUUGCCGUGGCAACUGGUGACCUUGGGCUGUUGCCAGGCGUGGCGUUCCAGGCCAGGGUGGCUCAGUUGGCCCAGUUGAAUUCUGCUCAUCAGACGAUAUUCGUUGUUGGUCCUGCCGGAUGUGGUAAGAGUGAAUGCAUCAAGACGUUUGCUGUGGCAGAGCGAGAGAGGGGGAAAACUAUCAGUGUACAGACAGUCUUCUCUAAGGCUGUCGAGUCUGAGGAGCUCAUGGGAUACUUUGACCCUAAAACAAAAGAGUGGAAGGACGGCCUGUUUGCGUCACUGUUGAGGAAGUUCUGUGUGCAGCCCCCCAACAACAACUACAGCACCAAGGUGAAACCUGUCAUGAAGAUCAUGCAGCUGGAUGGGGAGGCUGACCCCGGUCAACUGGAGUUGUUGCACACUGUUCUCAUGAACUGUGGCAGUGUUGUCCUUGGCAACAAUGAGAGGAUCACUGUCCCAGAUACACUCAGAUUCAUAUGGGAGCUGGAGACGCUGUCCAACAUCAGCCCGGCCCUGCUAUCCAGUGUUGGGGUGUUGGUGAUGUCAGCCAAUGACGUAGGCUGGCAGCUCAUGCUGGUCCAGUGGUUGGAGAGGAGACCAGAUGUGGACAAGGAUCUCCUCACAGGUUUCUGUGAUGUGUACAUUUACAAGACCAUCAACUAUCUGAACGAAUGCACCAAGCCGCACAUGUUCACCAGCCCGAAGUCUGCCAUUCCACAAUACAAGCGUGUCAUCCACCAUACUGUGGAGAACAUGGUCCAGACCUUCACCAACCUGCUUGAUACUAUGGUGCACCCGUUCCCAGACCUGAGUGACGUGGAGUUUGAGCGCUACUUCAACUUUGCCUGCAUCUGGGCGUUUGCAGGCACACUGGAGGUGAAGCAUCGAGAGUCCUUCAGUCACUGGUGGCGGGAAUCAUUUGAGGAGCACAUAGACUUCCCAGAGGAGGGCAUGGUGUUUGACUACAUGGUGGAUUCAGAGAGCCAUGAGUUUGUACUCUGGAGUGACAUCAUCCCAACGUACAGCGCCACCCCCCACAUUGGCAUCCCGUCAGACGCGUUCGUGCACAGCCCCCAGAUAGAGCAGGUGCUUACCCUGCUGGGUCUGCUAACGGACGCGGGCAAGUCCGUGCUGCUGGUUGGAGAGAACGGGUGUGGCAAGACGGCCAUCGUCAAUGAGCGCAUACGAACAGUAUGCUCCGGGGAGGUAGCUGAGGUCCUGUCCUUGACUGUGCAGGCUAACAGAUUUACAAAUGCCAAGCUGCUAUAUGAGAGACUGGAUGAGCGUCUAGAGUGGAAACAUGGACGUACAUAUGUUCCCAAGGGCAACAAGAGACUGCUAUGCUUUGUGGAUGAUGUCAACCUCUCCAUGGUUGACAAGUGGGGUGACCAGACGGCCAUAGAGCUGAUUCGAGAACACAUUGACGAUGGAGGCUUCUACCAUCAGGAGAGUCACGUCUGGAGAUAUGUGAAAAGUGUCACCUAUGUGAGCACCAUCAACCCUAACACCACAGCAAACUCUCCCAGAAUGAACCAGCGCUUCCUCAGACAUUUUGCUGUGUUUGGGGUGCCUUUCCCUUCGAACUCUGAGCUGCAGACUGUGUUCACAACCUUGACCCACACACACUUCAUCACCCCGGAGACGGCCCAGGGAACACUGGGCACUCACCAUAGCAACUAUGAUGAAAAGUUAAUAUUUCCUCGAUCAAAAUUUGUGAAAAUUUCACAUAGGGCGGUGAUUCGUCAGCAGGAGAAUGAGGAGAGAAUGAAGAAGCUGCUGUCCAUGAUAGUGCAGGUGACCACUGAGUUACAGGAGCGACUGCGGGCCAUGUUUCUGUCCACUGCCCAGCGGUGCCACUACAUCUUUACAAUCAAGGACCUCUCCUGUAUUUUCAAGAACCUGUGUCUGUCCCUCCAGCCAGGUGCCCUCAAGAAGAACCUGCUGUUGCUAUGGCAACACGAGUGUUACUGGGUGUACGGACACAGAAUGGUCAAUGAGGUUGACUUCAAGCGCUUUAGGCAGGCUUUCAAUGUCUCCGUCAAGAAGGAAUUUGCUGAUGAUGAAACGGUACAGACAAUGAUCCGUACCAGGCAGCCUCAGUUCAGUAACCUGAUAGAGCAGGACAGUGGCAUAGUGACCGCUGGGAUGAUUGACACUCGCCACAGCACCAAGGUGUCCGAGGCCGAUGCCAAGACAGACCUGUUCAGGCCAUUCUAUAACCUCUCUGAGGUAAAGGACUUGAUGACCAAAGGGGUUGAGGAGUACAACAAGAUACACCCCAGGAUCAAGCUGUCUCUGUAUAAGGUGGUGGUGGACCAGGUGUGCCGUCUGGCGCGCACAAUCGCCUCCCCCCACGAGAAUGCCCACUGUGUGCUGGUGGCAGAGGGGAGCCCAGGUCAGUCCACAGUGAUCACCAAGCUGGCUGCCCACCUGUGUGGCUACACAGUCUACCAGAUCAACCCCAGCCCCCUGGGGUCAUCCACUGAGUACAAGAUGGACCAGUUCAAGGCUGACCUUGUGCAGGGGUACACAAGGGCAGGGGCCAAGGGUGAGAAGAUGCUUCUGCUCCUCCAUGAAGAAGAGCUCCUUGAGGAAGAUUUCCUCGUGUUUCUGAUUGAGUUCAUCACAGGGGGCGCUAUCAGCCACCUGUUCCAGUACGAGGAGCAGACGACCAUCAUCAACUCCAUCCGCACCGAGGUCACGCAGGCUGGGCUCACCUACACCAGGGAUGUGGCCUGGAACUUCUUCCUCAAGACAGUGAGGAACAAUUUCCGGGUGUGCCUGAUAGCGGGAGAUGGAGGCACAAACUUCCAGCGUCGCUGUCGAGAGUACCCGGCCUUCACAAAGAGCGUAAACUUCAUCUGGUUCCCGCACUGGUCCAAGACCCAGCUUGUAGAGCAUGCCAUGUAUCAUCUCAGUGCUGUGACCUGGAUGACUGACAUACAGCGUGAGAACGUUGCGCACAUGUUGGCCUCCAUGCACCUGGUGCUGCGUCAACAGGACGGUCAGGAGCGUGACUCCGGAGAGUACCGCCAUGUUACCAACACCUCAUAUGAGAAGUUUGUGGAAAGGUUCAUCUCGACAGCCAGCCUGCGCCACAAGACAAUAGAGAAGGACCACGACGCAGUUGCCACGUCCCUGCAGCAGAUACGUCGGGAGAACGAGGUGGCUACGAAACUUCGCAAGAACCUCGAGCAUGAGAUGACCGUACUGGAAGAGAGGAAACAGGGCACAGUCAAGAUUCUGUCACAGAUCGGUCAAGACACUGCCAUUACAGAACAACAGAUCAAGGUGGUCCGGGCACAGAUGGACAAAAUAUCCAAACUCAAAAAGUCCCUGCCAGAGUAUCAGGUGGCCCAUGAGCGUGCUGUGUACAAGGCCAUUGCCAUAGUAGCGGACACGAAGAAGGUCGUACAGAACAUCAACAUUGACAAACUGCACGAGCUGCGAGCCAUGCAGAAACCCAUCAUCGAUAUUGAGGACCUCAUGGCUGCCAUUAUCAUGAUAUUGAAAUCACCAUCAGCUGACCUUACAUGGCAGAAAGGAGCCAAGAGACAAAUGGCCAACAUUGAAAGGUUUAUUGAGGAGUUGAUGUCAUUCGAUGACAACCAGCUCCCAGAGUCAACCCUGAGUCUGGUGGAGCCGUAUCUGAAGAAGCCCACGUUUGAACCUGACACACUAGAGAGGAAGACCAGUAACUCUGCCUGUGGCUCCCUGUGCAAGUGUGUCCGCGGAGUGGUCAGGUACCACAGAAUGAUGAUCUCUAAGGUGAAGCCGUUACACCAGAAGGUGGACGAGACGACACAGGCUGUGGAUGACGCGGAGCACAAGAUGUCCACCCUAGAAAACAAACGCAAGAAUCUCGAGGUGCGACUGGCAGGACUCGCUAAAGGCUUUGAGGAGGCGACCAUAGACAAGAACGAGCAAGAGGAGAAGACCAUCAAGAUGAAGAAGAUGUUAGAGACUGCAGGGCAGCUCAGAAAGAUUCUGAAAGGAGAGAGGCUGCGUUGCCAGCAGAUCUUCGACUCCCACGGUCGCAGACUUGUCUCAAUCCCUGGCGGUUGUGCCAUGGCGUCCAGUUUUGCCACCUACCUCGGUCCCUACCACCACAGUUUCCGGCGCACGAUGCUCACUGUGCACUGGCCCAACUGCCUGCGAGAGAGAGGCAUCCCACUGGUCAUUGACUCUAUAGACGGGCUCAAGGGGCGUGUGAUUGACUGGUCCAUUGACUUCCUGAAGACUGCGUCAGGGGCCAGUGAAGUGUAUGAUGUAGACUACACAGCUGCCCUACUGGCAGAAGAUCAGGCCAAGAAAGCCAAAGAUCUUGGUGACAUAGUUGAGGAGGGGGAGCAUCCUGAAAUGCCUGAGGGUGGGGCAGAGACAGAGAGGACUGAGGCAGGGGAACAAGCCACUCCCAGGCAGGAACCAAAGAAAGCAGACAAUCAGGAAGAUGGUGUGGACUCCCCAGUGCUGGAGGAGAGACCUGUCUCCCAGGACGGUGUGGCCCCACCCCAGGGGCAGGAGGGGUUCCCCAGGGAGGGGGAUGAGGACUCCCAGAGCCAGUUCACCACCAGUUCUGGUCCCAUGCUGACCUCCACACAGUACAACAAGUACAUCAAGUCACUCAUCAAGAUACUCAUCGGAGAGGCCCUUCUAAACACAUGGCAUAAACAAGACUUUGGUCCCCGUCAGAUAGAGAAUGCAGCCAUUCUUUGUUCAUCGUGGCAGCGACCCCCGAUGCUGAUAGACCCCAAUAAUGAGGGCGCUGACUGGCUUGGUAGACUCAAUUCUGUGAUGAACAACCGCAAACUUGUGUCCCUUGACAUGGAGACCAGGUCUGACCCCCACAUGAUCCUGACUCUUGAGAAGGCAAUCAUGCGCGGGAAGCCAGUGUUGCUUAGAAACUGCCAGGAGCAUAUUGACAACAUCAUCACACCACUCAUGCAUCAUCGCAACACUGCCAACGAGGAUGAUAAAAAUGAGGAGCCAAGGAUGAUCAAGUUCUGUGGCAGACGAAUACUGUGCCACCAAGAUUUCCGGUUCUAUCUCUCCACACCGCUGCCAAAACCUAAGUUCAACCCAGAGAUUGCCUCCACCACGACCAUCAUCAACUUUGGCGUCUCCCACGAUACCCUGACAGAAGACCUGCUGUCACGAGCUUUCGCUCGCAUUCGUCCCGACCUGUAUAAGGAGAGAAUUCUCGGGCUGAGAAACGUGGAAGUUGAGCAGAAGACACUUCACCACCUGUCAGUCACUGUCAGGGACAAGGUUUUGACCAAUCAGGAAGCCAUCAUGGGCAGUGCCAAGGCUGUGAAGUUUAUAACUGAUUUCACAAAUGCUAAAGUUGAUCUGUCCAACCGUCUCCAAGAGAUGCUGGCCCUGAUUGAGGACCUUGACGCCCUCAAGGAUGAGUUGUAUCCCUUGGCUCGGCGGGCGGCAAUGUUGUACGCGAUCUGUCGCAGUCUGCAGAGUGUGCACAAUGAGUACCAGUUCUCCCUGGCCUACUUCCUGGCACUGUUUGAUGAGGCAGUGGGUGGGGAACUGCCUGCGGAAUUUAACCAGGGCACAGUUGCUGAUGAUGCUUAUGAAGAUGAUGACGAUGAGUCAAGCAGUGCAGCAGACCGGAAGGGGCGAGUGGGAAGUACCUCCUCUCAUGGUUCCCGUGAAGAUACUGGGGAGAAAGCUACCGACAAGCAGACAUCUGGAACCAAACCUGAGGGGCCUGCCACUGUAGACCUAGAGGAGGGAAGCAAGCUGGGACAAACUGAAGAAUCUGUUAGCACGGGGGCGGCCCGGAAGUUGAUAGCAGGCACAGAGUCAGAGGAGUUGCCUGCCCUUGAGCUGCCCCAGACAGCCCCACUGCCCUCAGAGGGCGUGGAGUACUCCAACUUCUCUGCCAACACCAUCAAGCAGCUCAUGGACAAGCUUACUGGGCUCGUCUACAGGAGAAUCAGGGAGAGUCUGUAUGAGGAGGACUGCCUGCUGUUUGCCACCCUGCUGUGUCUGAACAUCCAGGCAGAGGGCGGUGAAAACUUCACCAGUGAAGAGAUGUCACUCCUACUCCAGGGCAACCCUGGUCUGGGCAUGCAGCUGACGCUUGCUGAUUUUGACUGCAAGGACGAACCGCCAGAUUGGAUGCCCCAGGAGAAAUGGGAGGACAUCCUGGCUCUCUCUGUGCUCCCAGGACCCCUCGACAGCCUGUGUGUGAACUUCGCCAUGAACUCUGAUGCGUGGAAGGCCUGGUACAAGGCUGACUACCCUGAGAGGGAACCACUGCCUUUGUCCUUGACUGGUGCUGGUACAUCAGUUGAAAUGCGCCCCGGUUCAACAGAGAGCACAAGGAGUGAGAAGGACCAUUCCAAGUCCCCGGACCUCGGCCCCAUGACCGAGUUCCAUCAACUGCUGCUCCUGAGAAUGCUGCGACCUGAUAGGCUGCCCAUCGCCAUGGCAAAGUACAUCAACAAGUACCUGACUCUCAAUCUACCUGACCAGAUAGAGUUCAACCUGCAGGACAUGCUCAAAGACUCCAAGCGCCACCUGGGGGUUCUGCUGUUGCUGCCGGCGCGCAUGGACCAGCCCAGCGCCAACCCUGUAAAUCGCCUGCGCCUCACACACCCUCCAGUGGAAGUGCUCCUUAAACUAGCCAAGAGGUUCGGUGUAGACGUGGAGCAUGCCCUGAUAGGGGAGGGCAGUGAGGUGUUGGUAGAGGAAGCAAUAGACACGGCUGACAAGAAGGAUGGCUGGGUGGUCAUCCAGGGACUGCACCUGGCUCCGGAGAAGUUCUUUCACCAGCUCAAGAAACACCUUGUCAGGGUGUACAGGAGCAGGGAGAAACUCAGAGCCAGCAACGCUGAAGAGAAAGCAAAGACCAGCAAGUUCUGUGUGUGGAUCACAAGUGAGCCGUGUUUGCGCAUCCCGAAUUUCCUUCUUCUCAACCUUCAUAAGGUGGCCUGGAACCACAUCACGAUGGAUGUCACACAGCCUGACAUGGCGGAGGCCACUACAGAGAAUACUGGGGAGGGAAGCGAGCCACCCCUCGCCAUCAACUACAAGUCUCCGGGCACCUUCCUGCAUUCUGCCAUUGUGACCACCAUGAAGCAAGUGCCUGCCAAGGUGUGGGAGGCAGUACUCAGUGAAACACAGGGCAUCCGCAACAUUGCGUUUGCUGUUGCCAUCAUUCAGGCCAUGCUGGUUGGGAGACAACUGUUUGGUGCUCAAGGACUCACACAGUACUACCCUUUUUCAGGUGUGCAGACGGGCCAGGCUAUCUCGCUGGUAUUGAGCAGACUGCUGCGCCCUGCAGACGACGCCACAGGAGAACCUGACAAGCAGAAACUCACUCAACUUAUAUCGCAGGUGGUCUAUGAGAACACAGCCUACAGCGAGUUUGACCGGGACUAUGUGAUUGCUCUGGUGAGGAAUGUUCUCCACAACAUCUACACCGACUCGUCUGGUACACUCGUACUGGGAACUGUGGCUGUGCCUACACCCCCAGCCAAUGUUGAGCCCAGUGAGUAUGCGUGGUGGUAUGAGAAGAAUGUUGAUGAGGACUUCACAUUGGCGGCCCUGCAGCUUCAUACAAGUGUGGAGAGAGAGGCCUGUGUGGCUAGCUCAACCCAGUUCAUUCAGCACAUGGACCAGAUGUUCGAGACACAGAACAUGGAGGCUGGAGAUAUUGCCACUUCGCAGGCUCACGUGGUCAACGUCAAGCGGCUGCGUUCCGCGCUGGACAUCUGUGUUGAGGAGUUGCCUCCCCUGCUGGAGCUCGGUCAGGUCCCGGACAUAGCUACCACAAGGGACUAUGAUUUCCCGUACCAUCGCCCCAGUGUGAUCAGCAUCGCCACUGCCUCUAGUACCAUGAUGCCCGAAACUCUUGGAUAUGUUUUACUGCAGGAGUGCCUAUGGCUGAACUCCCUGCUGUGUCACAUCCGCCAGCAGAUCAGCCAGCUACAGGAGCAGCUGCUGAGCGGCCCCGAGGCACUGCCCCGUGAUCACAUGACCUCUGUACUCAGUCUGCAGGAGGAGCAUGUGCCUGUGUCGUGGAUACACCCCAACUCACAGCCCUCCACGCACUCCCUCGUGUCAUGGCUACAAGACAUUGCCAAGCGCUACAGCCAGCUGCAGACUUUUGUGAAGUGUGGGAUGGUGCCCACGUACACUGAUAAUGGCAUCACAGAGAACCCGGUGAUAGGUCACGGGCGACUGAACAAGCUCUGGCUGGGAGGACUUGUGAAUCCAGAGGCCAUGCUCACUGCCCUGCGCCAGGAGAAGGCAGUUGUCAGCCAGUGUAGCAUUGAAGAUAUUGUGUUUGAGUGUGUGGUACUGGACACUGACAACACUGCAGAGUAUGAUGUAGACGAGGGCGGCAUGUUCAUCACCAACGUGCACCUGCAGGGGGCAGCCUGGGACUACGACAACGACUGUCUCAUGGAUGCCACCGGGUCCCUGUUUGCCAUUCCAAGUAUCUACCUAAAGCCGGUGUUGCGCACCGAGUCCCCUGAUCCACAGACUCAAGAAAACAGGAGUAAGAAGAUCUACAACUGUCCAGUCUACAUGAACAGGAGCCGUCAAUACAAGAUCACAGAACUGCAACUCAACUGCCCGCCCCCAGUGGACACCUGGUAUCUGGCUCGUGUCGCCCUGGUACUGGACGCAGGUCUGCCUGAGGAUGGCGUAAGGAAGUCACGCUCAUACCUACUAAACUUGCGCCAGCCUGCCCUGAUGGCCGAGGAGUCUGAGGGAGAAUCUGAGGAGGCCGACGAGGAGCUGGAAGAGCUGGAACCCGAUGAGGAGUCAGACACAGAAGAGAUAGGACACUCUGAGCCUUCACAGCUCUCCUACAGACCGAUGAGUCCCAAGGCUCCCCCACUUCCUCCUGGUCUGGGCCUUCUACGAGAGAGGCACAUGGAAGAAGAUGAACCAGAGUCUGCAAAAACAAAAGGAGGCAAAAAGACACCCACCCGCAAAACACCAUCCCAAACCCCCACAAAGACCACACCAAGAAAAACACCAUCCCUACCUGCAUUCAAUGAAAAUGGAAAUGCAAAGCAGAAAACGCCAUCCCCUGGCCCAGGAAAGAAAACCCCAUCACCAAAGGCAGGGUCUCCUCAAGGGCAAGAAAGGUCAGCCCCCUCCCCUGGUGGGCGACUCUCAAAACAGGGGUCAAAGGGCCAAGUGUUCAGGGGCUCCAAUAAGGAGGUGAAUGUGUCACAGGAAGAGGAGCCCAGGGCUUUCUCUCAGGCACAUGAGGACCCUGUUACCCAGGUGGAAGUGGAGGCAGAUGCUGAUACCGACCAGAGAUAGAAGAAAAAAUACACAUUUGCAAAUGAGCCGUAUGUGAGGAACAGGAUUUCUGACAAAGAAGAAGUUGUAGAAAUAAUAGGCAAACGCCUGAUUUAUUAUGACACUAGAUAAAAAAGAUUUGAUUUUGUGGGAGGAACUUAUGACAUUUGUUUGAGACUAUUUUAACAAUCCCAAUCCCUAUGUUGGGAAUGAGACUCUUAGAUCCAGACUUAGAAGAAUUUUAUGAAUCAUGGGUUUUGUUGGGUUGCGGUGUAUGAACAUUACACAAUCAGAGGUGAAUGUUAAAUAUGUUUAAGAUGUUUUUAUGCUUUUUUGUUUUCAUUUUGUGCUGAUGAAUUCUGUGAUUUCUUGCUGCCAAUGUAAGAUUUUCGGUUCACUUCUCAUCAAAAAGACAUCAUAAUGUUUCAGUCAUGUAUUGAAUAUAUUACCACAAUGCUGUGAGAUUAUUGACUAAUUUGUGUUGGUUCACCAAAAAUAUAUCUUUGAUACUGUAUUCCCGCAUUUUUCUGUUUUGCCCAAAGGAAUAAAAAUACAUUAUAACCAUAAGAACUUUUACAUUCAUUUAUAAUGUGUUUUUUUAGUAUUUUCAAUUAAAUUUAUUUUAACUAUGGACUGCUGAUAUUGCGAUAUGAUUAUCAUAUGUUCUAAAAAUCUGUUUAUUUAACAAUUACACCAUGAUAUAUUUUUUUUUUAUUUACAAUUUUUGAGAAUAAUACUUCAAUGUUUAAUUACGUUAUCCAGAAUAACUCAUGAUGUUAUAAUGUUGUAUUUAUACUUAUGUGGAAUUGUAAUUUAUUGUGUUAUUGAUUUAAAAACCAGUAGAAGCAUGAUUAUUGUGUGCCAAUAUUAUGUUAGUAAGAAAGCUAAACUUGAAAUGCUUGACCUUUCACAACAUUCCGUCCAGUUCAUUGAAUUGUUAAAGGAUAUUAGUGUGAAUUUAGAUAUUUGCAACAAGUUACUUUAUUACGUGUUAUUUUGUGUAAUAAAAUUUUUAAAAAAGUGUA
Molecule: messenger RNA, 18401 nt
Organism: Dreissena polymorpha
Lineage: Eukaryota; Metazoa; Mollusca; Bivalvia; Myida; Dreissenidae
Product: dynein axonemal heavy chain 11-like
Exons: 100
Coding region: 190-17397 (5735 amino acids)
Biological process (GO): microtubule-based movement
Cellular component (GO): dynein complex
Molecular function (GO): dynein light intermediate chain binding; minus-end-directed microtubule motor activity; dynein intermediate chain binding
Source: RefSeq, a predicted model, not a curated record